Messenger RNA from Fimicolochytrium jonesii, 741 nucleotides. RefSeq lists its product as uncharacterized. The record is from RefSeq and is a predicted model, not a curated record. NCBI's taxonomy places the organism in Eukaryota, Fungi, Chytridiomycota, Chytridiomycetes, Spizellomycetales, Powellomycetaceae. Bases 137 to 721 code for a protein of 194 amino acids. The transcript has 3 exons.
AUUAUUUCUGAGCUUCGAGCAAAUGCCCUCAAUCAGCAAAUCUUGGCUUUCCAAGUAGUAUUUGACACUUCCCGUAUCGGGCGCGGCGUUGUAAUUGUCGAAGCCGAAAGGGAGCUACUUCAAUCAUUGACGCUUAAUGGGCGGCUUCUGCUUCGGUUUUCACCCUUCGCUUUGUCUCCUUUUUCUCCUGGCACUUCUGUUUCAUAUUGUCCAUCUUCUUUCUGACCUGUUUCUCCGUCUUUGGCGUUUUGCACAUCCCCGACUGCAAGAAAACUUGCGCCAAUUCCUUUCCUCCCAGACUCUUCUCAGCGAGUGCCUGUUGAAUCAUCAAAGCUGCGAGACCCAUCGUCUCGUCCGACGCCCACCUAGCGACAUCCGUUUUGGGAACAUUCUUUUUCUGCAGAUCGUUAAGAACGGUUUCCGCCCAAAUGCCGUCGUUAUUCUUCAGAUGGUCUACGAUCUCGGCUUCGGUAAUGCAAUCGUCUGCGCCGUCUUCGGACUUGACUCGCUUGUUUCGAUGUUCGGCAGUCAUUGUGCUCAACUUCUACGAAGCGAGAACCGGACGAAGCGAUAUUUUUUGGGCUUCUCCGAGUGCGUGUUCGUGAAACCAGGGCUGUCGGUUUUCAAAUAUGGAGGAGUCUCAAAGAGUGAAGAAAGCAGCACAGAGAAAGGAAACCCGCAACCAUGCCGGGAAAGGUCGCCGAACAAGAAUAGAAGGUAGGGGGGAAACUUUAUGAGAUA